ACACACUCUCCCUGCGCAUCACACACACACACUAUGGUAUCAGUUCCCUGCUUAAUUCCCCUUCAGUCCCAAUGCCCUGUUACACUGUGUCUAAGGAAACACUCCUAAGUUCGGCUACAUUAGGGCUCGUGUUUAUAACCGCUUAUUACGUCGGUCAACGCCACAGCAGGAGGUUCAGGAUGAGUAACUUUAAGAGCCAUGUGGCAGGAAAAGAUGACCCUGUGAUGCAGUACAUACUGAAACACUCACUAAGAGAACAUCCAGCUCUGAAGAAGCUCAGACUCAAAACCAUGGAGCACAGGGGGAACCCUAUGAUGGUGGCGUGUGAACAGUCUCAGUUCAUGGCAAACCUAGCAAGACUCAUCAAAGCCAAGAAGGCCAUUGAGAUCGGUGUGUAUACAGGCUACAACACUCUGAGCAUUGCGCUGGCGUUACCUGGCGAUGGUAAGGUGGUGGCGUGUGACGUGAGUGAAGAAUACGCUAACAUCGGGAAGCCCUUCUGGAAAGAGGCUGGUGUUGAACACAGAAUAGACCUGCGCCUGCAGCCGGCGCUCAAAACUCUGGAUGACCUCCUAGCUGCAGGGGAGGCCGAGACGUUUGACUUUGUGUUUAUCGACGCCGAUAAGCAGAAUUACGACAAUUAUUAUGAGAAAUCGCUGCAGCUGGUGAGGAAAGGAGGAAUCAUCGCCAUCGACAACGUGCUGUGGAGUGGGAAGGUGCUGAAUCCUGCAGAUGAUGACGUUGACACACAGAGCAUCGCAGCACUGAAUAAGAAGCUGCACAGUGACGUGCGAGUCAACCUGAGCAUGCUGACGGUGGGGGACGGUCUCUCACUCGCCUUUAAACUAUAACACACGCUAACGUGUGUGUGUGUGUGUCCUGCUCCAACACACCUGACACAAGGUUAUCAGCGAAGGAAGGAGCACAACACCAACGCCUUACGCACCCCUAUCAGUUCCACACCCUGACACGCCCCCUGUCUAUCAGUUCCACACCCUGACACGCCCCAUCAGUUCCACACCCUGACACGCCCCCUGUCUAUCAGUUCCACACCCUGACACGCCCCCUGUCUAUCAGUUCCACACCCUGACACGCCCCAUCAGUUCCACACCCUGACACGCCCCCUGUCUAUCAGUUCCACACCCUGACACACCCCCUGUCUAUCAGUUCCACACCCUGACACGCCCCCUGUCUAUCAGUUCCACACCCUGACACGCCCCGUCAAUCAGUUCCACACCCUGACACAUCCCCUGCCUAUCAAUUCCACACCGAGACACUGUAGCCAUGACCUGAAGGCCUCUGACCUCAUUGUUGCUUAAUUCCAUUAAGUUAGUUUAAUGUAUAGACACUUGGACUGAUGUACUGCGGCGUCACUGCUGAGAUCAUACAUCAGUAUCUCCGAGUGACUCCUCUUACAGGAAUUAACAAUUAUUAGUUUUUUAUAAGGAUAACAAAUGUCAGCUACACUAAGUUGUCAAGCAGGUUAGCGUUGUGUAAAUCACACCUCAAGGUGUACGUGAAGCUGUUGUGUGUCGUGUGUAUGAGGACAUUAAACCAUCUGUAACUCA
Messenger RNA from Tachysurus fulvidraco (yellow catfish), 1568 nucleotides. Its product is annotated as catechol O-methyltransferase domain-containing protein 1-like. Gene Ontology annotation, molecular function: S-adenosylmethionine-dependent methyltransferase activity; O-methyltransferase activity. The transcript is spliced from 7 exons. The record is from RefSeq and is a predicted model, not a curated record. Lineage: Eukaryota; Metazoa; Chordata; Actinopteri; Siluriformes; Bagridae. Bases 72 to 851 code for a protein of 259 amino acids.